Messenger RNA from Daucus carota subsp. sativus, 1377 nucleotides. Its product is annotated as zinc finger protein CONSTANS. The transcript is spliced from 4 exons. Lineage: Eukaryota; Viridiplantae; Streptophyta; Magnoliopsida; Apiales; Apiaceae. Gene Ontology annotation, cellular component: nucleus. The record is from RefSeq and is a predicted model, not a curated record. Gene Ontology annotation, biological process: regulation of flower development. The coding region runs from base 249 to 1142 and encodes 297 amino acids. Gene Ontology annotation, molecular function: DNA-binding transcription factor activity; protein binding.
AACUCUCAGAUGACGAAUGGCUGAUCACAGAUAUGCUUCUAUUAGAAGUAUGAGAACCGAGAAUAGAGCUUCUUGCAUUGAUGUCAAAAUCAAAACAAACUACACUACCAAGUGCCAAGUGUCCUUUUUAUUCCAUUAUUUCUUUAUAUUAAACUCCAUUAACCAUCACAUUUCACAUAGUACAAUGCAACAAACCAUUUUAGUAUAAAUACAAGACUUGAGAAAUUUCCACUUAAGUGUUUUUCUCAAUGUCUUCUGAUCUCUUUGUGUACGAUCCCUCUUACUUUUCUUCCGACUCAUUUUCUCCUUACAAUGAGGCUGUUUCCAUCAAUGAAAUUCUCCAAACGUUACCAGAUGAUGAGAAUGAAAUCAAUGAGCUUGCAGCUACACUUUUUUCUUCUUCUUCAGCAUCACCACCUGAUCAUCAGAUGGAGAAUCUGACUAUUUCUCAAGAAACCCAUGUGGGAAACACUAAUGGGCUCACAGAUUAUGAAGUUUUGGAUGUGAAAAGUGAGGAUUUUCAGAACCCUUUUGGCUUUUCUUAUGGUUAUGGUGGUUCUUUUGGUACUAGUGGUGGUGAGUGUGAGAAUGCAGUGAAGAUGAUGCAGAGGAGUUUUAGUAGUAAGCCUCGGUUCUUGUACCAACCUUUCAUGGGAUCCUCCAGUUUUGAUUAUGGCCAAGAAUUUAGCUCUCCUGGAAACAGCUCAAUGAAAAUCAGAAAGGUCUGCAGCACUGGUGAUUUACAGAGUAUCAAAACAAGGGAGAAGUUGUCAUGUAGCCCACUGGGAACAGAGAAGUCUUUCAUAGAAGAAGCCAAUACAAAAGUGGUGAAGUACAGUGCAGAAGAGAGGAAAGAGAAGAUUGAUAGGUACAGAGCAAAGAGAGCCCAAAGAAAUUUCAACAAGACUAUUAAGUAUCAAUGCCGGAAGACAUUAGCAGACAAUAGGCCGAGGAUACGUGGCAGGUUUGCGCGCAAUGAUGAAGCUCAAGGGAAUCCAAAAACUGUGAAUUUUAAUCGCUACGAAGAUGCAGAUGAUUAUUCAUGGGCAGAAGAGCUUAGGAGAGGAGAUGAAAGCAAUGAAGCAGUUUUCGACAGCAGUGCUUCCUCUUCUUCACAGUUUCAGUGCUUCAGCUAUCACUGAUCACAGUUAAAGUUUGAGCUUUCAUUAGAUUUUGGUUGAUGAGAAUAGCGAGAUUCAAUGUGGAAAGAAGACUUUAUCAAGUUAUGGCAAUAGCUAGCUAGUAGUUCUUGUUAUCAAGUUAUGAGAAUAUUUGUUAGGCUAGCAGUUAGUUUCUUUUCUCUUGUUUCCAGCAGAGUUUAUAAUGUACUGUACCUGAAGAUGCCUGCACAAACUUCUCUUCUGUUAUGAAUCAGAC